ACAUUGUUUCACUGCUUAUUCGGUCCCAUUCCUGGUCGAUCAUCAUACCAGGGCGUCCUGCAUAUUGCCAUAUAUUCUGUUGUAACCCUCCUUCCAACUUGCAUAAGAGUUACAGAUCUCUUGGAACAUAUUUGACCUCGUCUUGGCUGUGAUAAGCUUUGCUUGGCUGUUUCUAUGUCUUUUGGAUCCAGCAUCAAUCUGUCGCUUGUGUAUUGAAACAUGCUCUUAGGCCGGCAGACUGCGCCCCUUGAUGGUGCUCGCGGUCGCCAUCAUGCAUUAUCCAAGACCUUGGCGGGCUGGCGGCAGCGUGAGAGCAAGAAUAGGAGCCCAGUGCCUUCGCCUCUUCCUUCGCCGACGUGCGAGGAGAGUAUUCAUUAUCCAGUAUUUAACCCGCACGACCCUCGACACAACCCAUCUGCGACGUCAACAUGGGUGCAAACCGGCUACUGGUCCCACAUGUCGUCCUCACAGCGUUCGAUCCGCUGGGUACAGAGCCUACCUGGACGAUCCAUUCGAAAGGCAAGAUCAGGCUUGUCCAACCUGAGAACCGGAAUCUACAGACGCUCCAUCCCAUCAGACUCCGCUUCCCGUGGUGACUUGGAUGACGUUUGUUCUCUGCCCGAGUCAGUAGAGGCCUGUUUCGAUAAUCCAGAACGUCACUUCCCAGACACCAUCUCCGAAGCUAGCACGGAACAUGAUUCGGAGUUUGGAGCCGAGCUUCAUCGGGCCUGUCCCUCCUUGAUAUGGGAAGCCGCCGAAGACGCCUGCGAAGGCUCAUCUACGCCAUUGUCGGAUAUCGUUGGACACCGCAGGCUAGACGGCACACCGGGCACUUCCUCAAUACUUCUCUCAGAUACAAUACCGUGUAAACUUUCCAAUGAAACCUUCCUGUUCGGAUCUCUGUUACCAGAAACGGCUUCGCAACGGCCGAGACAGGCGGACUACUCGGGCUUUGGGAGACUGGGCUAUGCUCUGGGAGCAGCAUCAUCUAACCAAUCUCUCGGCUCGAGGGCUCCGCAAAUCGGAGAGAUCAGACUCAACCUGAAGCCCCUCCGUCUUUUCGACCACUCGGCUGCCGAAAGUAGCUCAUACUCCUGUCUGGAUGAAUCCGAGAAUAAGCCUCCAGAUGAACAACACCCUUCUUCGUUCUACAAUGGAGAUAUCCCAAUGAGCACCCAAAUAUUUCAUAGCCAGCCGCUUAGCAGUAAUGAUCAUCAGAGAAGAGAUAAUGACAUGGUCAAUACGCCCGAGCAACCCGAUGACGCCGAGAAAGAAAGCCUUCUUAGCGACAUGCAGCCCAUUUCAAAUCUGGCUGGCCUCCCACCGGUUCAGUCCACCAAGCAACACGGGCUGAACCCAAAUGUCCACAAGCCCCCGCCUCUAAGUUUAUGUCUCGAUGAAGAUAGCAACCAUUCUCCCUGGAGCGAACGAUGCUCCCCCACAGAGGACGGUGACUAUUUGUCAGCAAAGUCAACUCAAGACGGUUACUGUAUCGUGCACAGCCCUGCCGAGGGAGAUCGGUCAAAGGGAUUUCAUGGUUCAUUUCAAACAAGGAGAAACUUCAGCAUCCACGGCAAUCCAGGCUUUGGAUGCGAGCUGACUCAAAAAAAUCAGGCUGUUCCAGAAAUCGUGGGGCCGGGUUGGCAUCUCCGAGCUCGCGCUGUACGACUGAAGAAUCGUAUGAAAAGAGAGAGCAAAGGUAGUCUCUCGAGCCACGAACGCCUGCAUAGCUAUUCCCGGCUCUCUCAACAUUUCCAUUCAUAAGCUCGAUCGGCUCAUCUUAUGGCAGCCGAAGGCAACGUGAUACCAAUCAAUGAGUGAUACGCAGUGAUAUUGAUACUACCCACGUACUUAUAUAGUUUUAUUCUUACAUGCUGGUGAUGCCACCGCCAUGGUGUCCGGACAUUCCUUGA
Molecule: messenger RNA, 1913 nt
Organism: Penicilliopsis zonata CBS 506.65
Lineage: Eukaryota; Fungi; Ascomycota; Eurotiomycetes; Eurotiales; Aspergillaceae
Exons: 3
Coding region: 220-1764 (514 amino acids)
Source: RefSeq, a predicted model, not a curated record